This is a messenger RNA of Lathyrus sativus (Indian pea), 438 nucleotides long. Lineage: Eukaryota; Viridiplantae; Streptophyta; Magnoliopsida; Fabales; Fabaceae. The record is from the annotation of a GenBank genome assembly.
AUGUUGACUCAAGAAGAUUUUGCUGUAUUGACAACUCGGUGCCGAGAUAACAAUGUUCAACAUAAUCUUGAAAACACUGUUUCCAACGACAGACAACAUGUAACAGGUUUGAGGUUGAAUCUGAGGUUCAGACUCAAGUUUGGUGAUUGUUGCAGUUUCGUAUCGGAGAGGUUGCGACUUCGAAUUUCGACAGCAGAAACAUGGAUUCAAAGUGUACAACAUCAGUUCAUCAACAACAACAUCGGCCAUGUUCCUCUCAUACUUACGAUGACAAUGGCAUACCGCGAGUUCUCUGCAAUGCAACAACGCGAAGCGGGGAAGACUUGGCUCUGUCUCAAUUCCUCGCUACAAUUACGAGAUUCUGGUUCAACGGCACCGACAACACGCGCACGACACAAGCCUUGUAAGAAAGUUCUGUUUCGCAAUAUACUUUGCUGA